Phragmites australis (common reed) is the source of this 8086-nucleotide messenger RNA. RefSeq lists its product as uncharacterized. The record is from RefSeq and is a predicted model, not a curated record. Lineage: Eukaryota; Viridiplantae; Streptophyta; Magnoliopsida; Poales; Poaceae. Bases 457 to 7743 code for a protein of 2428 amino acids. The transcript is spliced from 17 exons.
UAGACUUUUGAAUAUAUACUGUAAAUUCAAACAGCAAGUCGAUGGAUAGGCUCUCCUUUACGCCUAAAAUUUCCCUUCUUUGGUGCGUCGUUCUGGGCGGGAAGCCCCAAAAUUCAAAACCCGUCGCCUCCUCCCGCUGCAAGCCUCGCCUCGCUCCCACUGCCACGCGGCCCCUCCACUUUGGGACCCACCAGUCAGCCUGUGAAUCAUCACCGCUCACCGAGCGGACUCGCGCGUUCCCACUUGCCACCACCCGGGGCCCACCGAGCAACCACCGCAUCCAACUUGAAUUCCCAAACGCUCCAAAAAGCCACCGAGCAGCACAAGCCCGGAGCAAUCCGCCGCGUCGCCACCCCGAAAGCUUCGAGAGGACGAGGUCAGAGUCCGAAUCCGUGACGCUGAGAUGGCUGGGAGCCGCACCGGGCUGUGGUGAUCUCCGGCGGGCUGGGUGCGGGGAUGGAUUUCGAGCGGAUGAAGCGCCGGGAGCUGCAGGCGCUCUGCAAGCGGCACGGCCUCCCCGCCGUUGGCUCCAACGCCGACCUCGCCGCCCGCCUCGCCGCCGCGCUCUCGGGGGACGCUGGUGCGGAGGAGGUUGUGGCGAGGAAGGGCUGUUUGAAGCGCUCGGGCGGUGGCUCGAGCAGCGGCGAUUUGGACGAGGUGAAGAGGGUGACCUUUGCGUUGGAGGAAGAGGUGGAUGUGAGCGGAAGAGGAUUAAGGCCCCGGUUGAAGAGGGGGAGCCGCAUGACUGGGAAGAUGCUUCCUGCUGAACAAGUGAGCGGAAGGGGCCGUCAGCGGAAGCUUGUAGAAGUUCCUGGUGAUUGUGCUGAUGAUGAUGGUGUUGCCGGAGUGGUUGGUGCGGAUGCUCCAGUGAGGCGGUCAAGUAGGAAUGCAGUGAAGUGGGGUGCUGUUGAUGGAGUCGAAAGUCACAACAAUUCUGCUAUGGCUGACGAAGAAGGGGAGGAGGUGGUACGAGAAGCAACUGAUAGGAAGCGAAAGCGCAAGACCCAGGAGAAUGCUGUCAGUGCGCAAGUUGGAAUUUCUUCUAGAGUCACGAGGAGAUCAAGCUUGUCGGAGGCCGCUCUUCUGUUGCCUCGUGUUGUUGAGAGGAAGAAAGGGAGGAGGAAGGCUGGAAAUGGUAAGGAUGAACUUGGUGCUGAGGAGCAGGCCGCCAAAGUUCAAGACCUGGACAGAACGUUUAGAUCUGGAUUGGUGGCGCUCGCUGGAGUCUCACCUGUUGUUGUUGAAAGUAAGAGAAGUACGAGGAAGGGGGGAGAUUAUGAACAUGCUGCGCAGAUGUCUGCUAAGGCGGAAGUAUCUGCUAGGACCACAAGAUCCCGCUCAGUAGCAGCUGCUGUGAUGUCACCCACUGUUGUUGAGAACAAGAGGAGGAAGACAGAAGAUGUGCACCUGGAUGGAGAGACACCUACAAUCUUGGAGGUGCCUAGAAAUGAUGCUCCUGUUUUCAGGUCGUUGAGGAACAGAGUUGUUCAGGUUAACAACUGUUUGGUGGAGGAAACUCACGUUGGAAAGAAGCUGGAAAACAAGAGGCAGCCCAGCAGACCAGCUACUCGCUGGAAUCAACAGCUUUCUGUAGAGGAAGAAGAUCAAGAACAUGUUGCUGCUCCCAGUAAGUGCCCCCCAUUGAGGCGAUCAGGGAGAAACAAGGCCAGUAAUGCAAAUUCAGAAACCAACAAAUCGAGUAGUGCACCAGUGGAGGCCAAAGACUCGAACAUAGCUCGGCCAUUGAUAUGCCAUAAUGCUAAGAGUGAAGAUGUGGAGAAACAACCAGCAGUUAAAGAACCUGUUAGACGAUCAACUCGUAAAUCUGUUGUCUCAGCUAUGCUUGAGAAAGGGGACAAGGAUCUAAUUGCAGAAAAGAGACCCGAGGCACAUGUUAGGAGAUCAAUGCGGAAAUCUGUUGUGCCGGUUAAAGAUAUCAAAGGUGUUGGUGAAGAGAUCCAUAAUGCUAAUGGUGAAGUUGUGGCGAAGCAACCAGCAGUGAAAGAACCUGUUAGAAGAUCCACGCUUAAAUCUGUUGUCUCAGCUAUGCUUGAGAAAGAGAAGGAUCUCAGUGCAGAAAAGAACCCUAGGAGAUCAAUGCGGAAAUCCGUUGUGCCGGUUAAAGAUAUUAAAGGUGUUAGUGAAGAGAUUCAGAAUGCUAAGGAUGAAGGUGCGGAGAAGCAAUUAGUUGUGAAGCAACCUGUCAGACUCUCAUCACGUAAAUCUGUUCCGUCGGAUAUGCUUGAGAAGGAGAUUGGGUUUCUAGUUGCUGAAACGGAUGCUAAGGCACAUGUUAGGAGAUCAAUGCAGAAAUCUAUUCUUCCUAAUAUGCUUAAUAAGGAGAACCAGGCUCACAACAAAAUGGACAGAAAGGACUUUCAAAGUGGUAAGGGUGGAGAUGAGGAGAAGCAACUAAAAGUAAAGGAACCUGUUAGGCGAUCUGUUGCCACAGUGGUGCUUGAGAAAGAGAAUAAGGGUCUUCAUGAGGAAAAGAAGUCAGAAAUUCCUAUGGGGAGAUCAACACGUAAAUCUGUUGCUCUUAAUGUGGUUGAAAAGGGGAACAUGGAUCACACUGAAAUGGUUGGAUGGGAACAGUCAAGAGUUGGAACAAGGAACCUGAAAGCAAGAGUUCAACUUACAGAUUGUGCUCUGGCUGUGGCUACAUCCGAAAACAAUUUGCAGGUAGAAGUGGCUGUCCAGAACAAUCAAGGCCUACAGCGGUCAACACGCAAAUCUUCAAAUCAUAAUUUAUCUGAUGAUAACAAAGCACAUCCUGGACCAAACAAGUAUGUGUCAUGUGAAAGAGUGGGUGAAGAGGGCAUGAAAUUGAGAAAACGCAGAAGGUCUUCAAUGGAAAUAUCAUCUCCAGCCAAUGAUUCCUGGAAUACAGAGGGUUUUGGUGGGCAGAAAUUCAGGAAGGAGCAGAGCGCACAAACUCCAAAUGGAAAAGAUAACACAGGGACUAACCAUGAGAAGCCACUGAAAUCACAGAAGGAAUCAAAUUCCACAACUUCAAAGGGAAGGCCUGCAAAGAGGAGAAAAACAACUGCUCCAGAAGAAGUUAUGUCUGUGGAGGAGGCAAAAUCUGAUGACAUGGUUAUCAGUGAAGCAACACAGGAUGGAGAUAAAGUUGCUCGUGAAUAUAGUAAGGAGUCUAGUAGCAAAAUUCAAGAAAUUUGUCAGGUUAAUGCCACAGGAGAAGAGUUCUCUUCAGGUCCAUUGCUUGUAACACUCCCUGAAGAGACUUGCAUAGUUCAGAGCGUACAUAAGGUGAUACCUGGGUCAGAAUCUGGUGAUGUGGACAAAUGGUGUCAAAAUCCAGAAAUUUACCACUCGUGUGCAAUGGAAAGUUCAGAUAAGUGUAAACAAGCUCAGGAAUACUCUGACAUUGAAACUGACGAUAGCCAUUUAUUUGAAACAAGAUUUGGGGAGUUGGAUCAAUCAUCAAGCAUCUCAGAACUAGUCCCGCACACUGGUAUUGUCUCAGAGAACAAAACAUUGACGGAUGAAGGUGAGGUUAACUUGGGUGCUAAGCGCAUUCAAAUUGUGAAAGCUGGUUCCUAUGAAGUUGGUUUGGAGGCUUUAAAUAAAUCUGUUGGUAUUGCACAAGAAAUUAGAUCGAGCACUGCUGUACUCAUUUUGGAGGCUGAAGCUACUGUAGAUGACAGUUAUACUGUUAAUGCUGAGACAAAAAAACAAUUGGAUGAAGUGCCUGUUGGUGCUGCAGAAGUUGCUUCACCAAUUUUAUCUUACUGUGAUGACACCACUGUAACAGUUACGGAACCUCAAUUUGCUUGGCAAAAGGAUAGUCACGAUGUGAGCACAGAUGAUGUUUUGCCAAUUUAUUUCACUGUUGGAAAUCGUGAAGAGCAAAGCCCUGUAGCUGAGCAAGGGAGAGUUGGUGGGAAAACAAAUACAAGUGAGUCCGGAGAAAAGAACUUAGCUGAUGUCAUGUCUACUGGUCUCCACACCAAAGAUGUUGUUCCAAUUGAUUUCACUAUUGAGGAGCAUGAAGAACAAUAUUCAGUGAGCCCUGUAGCUGUCGAAAAGAGAGUUAGUAGGGAAGCAAGUGCAAGUGAAUCUGCAGGAAUUGCCCUAGUUGGCAUCUUGUCGACUGGUCUCCAGACCAAAAAUCUGCAACAUGUUUGUGAUGUACUAACUAAAGAGACUGGUGAAGGCAGUAAACCAGAAGUUCACUGUGAUGCAAUUGCUGAAGAAAGCAUUCUAGUUGCUGAUCUGGGGAAAUGUCUCAGCAAGGGUAGCAAAGGGAACCCUCUUUCGACAAAUCUGUACUCAGAAGGUGAUACCGACGACAGUAUUCUUCCAGUACUGAAUGCUGCUAAGGGAUGUUCAUCAGAUGGAACACAUUCGUCAUUUGGUCUUAAGCUUCUAUUUGCAGAAGAGUGCAAAGAAAACUAUUCCAGUAAUGAAUUUGUUGGUCUUUAUAUGGAAGCAGAUUGUAGCCUUGCUGGCAAGGACAUGAGGCUUGUUGCAGAUAAUCCUGAUGAUGAACAAGCUAUAGUUCAGGUCCAGCAGGGCGAUGUACAAGAAGGUACCCUUGAGAAGCCUUCACUAAGUUCAGCGACACCAGAAUGUAAACAUGAAUAUGGUUUGCCUGAGGAAGCAGUAUUGCACUCAAUGAAGAACAAGGUGUGUUUACCGAGUGCAGAACAAUCACCAUUUGGUCUACAGUCCCUGUUCUCGCAGGAAAGUAUUGAAAAAUCUGUGGAAUAUGGUUCCCUUGCUUCUGCAACAGCUCAUACCGAAAACGGAGUUGGUGAAUUAAAAGAUUGCCAUGUGAAGUGUGCACUCGAAAAAUCUCCUUUGUCAGGACCUGUUUCACGCUAUGACACUCAAGAAGGUAGUUGUUUGAUGUCUAAAAAUGAUAAUGGAUUACCAAAGAGUGGCCAUGAUGAAGAACGGGGUUCAUCAAGUCUGUCAGAUUUUUUGGUGGAUGCAAAGCACAGAGAGGAGUUAAUUAAUUCCGAGGAAGUGGCCUGUAAGAGUGAAGGAAGUAGGAAGCUUGUCCAUUCUGAAGGACAUAGUGCUUCAUGUGAAAAAUCAGAUGUCAAUUGGCCGGCUGAUAAUGCUUAUGGAAUUAGCGACGCUGUACCGAGCAGCUCUUUGCAUGCUCCUGCCAAUGACAAUGAUGAUGUUUGUUUGGGUUCUACCCUGGCCCAGUUAGAAUCAACUGAUUUCUUGGAUAAAAUGAUUGGGUGUUCCAAUACUGAAGUGCUGCAUCGGGGUCAUAAAGACCGAUGCAAUGAGGAUAGGGAAGAGCAAGUUGCUUCCGGACCCUGCACAAAUGAUAUUAUGGAGGCUGCUACUGCCAAAUACAUAGAAAAUGGAGUGGUGCUUCUCCCAGCGGAAGAAAGAUCAAAUUUGAAAGAUGGGCAGCUUAACUCCAUGCUGGAGGGCACAAAAGUUAUGGAAUCUGGCCUUAACAGUAAUAACGAUGUUAGUAACACUUCGGACAAUGGAUCUGUUGUGGGCAUUGUUGGUAAAAAAACUCCAUCUGGUUCCAUUUUACCAAAAGAUUCUCCUACCGAUCAUUAUCUGCGACAGGAGCUUUUUGAUGGCUUCUCAGUGGAAACAUCUCUUGAAGGGUCCGCUAUCUUGGGGGAGAAAAUUGCUCCUAGUGUGGGAGCUACUAUUGGGAACCCCUCAUUUAGUUUAGCAACUCCUGGUUAUAAACAUGAAGGUGCUUUGUCUGAGGAAGCAGUGCGCAGAAUGAAGAACUAUGCUGGAACAUGCUCAUCAGAUACCAGACAAUUACUCAUGGAGCUGCAGUCUCUGUUCUCAAAGGAAAGCACCGAAGAAUACGAUCCGCUCGAUGGCCUUGCAUUUCCAAGCGCUGAAAGCGGAGGAGAUGGAUCCACCGUUCGCCAUGUUGAAAAACUGGUUGGCACACUUGUUUCUUCAGAACCUGAUACAUACCAAGGCCCUCGUCAAGAUCUCAGCAGAGCUGAAGAAAAAGAGGGUCGCGUGACUGUUUCCCUGGAAGAUAAUGAACAAGAGGGAUUCUUGAAGUCCAGACAGAUGAAAGAUUGGGAUUUAUCAUCCCAGUUUGAUUUGACAGAGGAUGCACAUCAUAUUGAAAGGGAUAUUAUUGCUGAGGAAGUACUUUGCGAGGAGAAAGAGAAAAGAAAGUCUAUGCCUACUACAGAUAGUGAUAUUCUCCAUGAAAAAUCGCACUCCAACGGAUAUGCUGAGCAUGCUUCUUGUGCUAGUGAAACUCAAUUUUGCAGUUCACAGAAAACAUCUAUUUGUGAUGGACUGCAUUUGUGUCCUAUAGAAUCAGUGGAUGCUUUGGAUAAUGAUAUCCCCUAUUUCAACACAGGAGUUCUCCAUCAGCAUCAUAAAGAGGAAUACUAUGAACACAAUGAAGAUCAAGUUACUUCAGGCAUCCAUGCUAUGUCUGAAGCUGCUCCAAUCAAAGUAUUAGAUAAUGGGAUAGCACUGGUCCAAGCUGUAGAAACGUCAGGACUGCCAGAUGAGCAGCUUAAUCCUGAGCUGGAGGGCAAUAAAGGAAUUUGUCAAUCUCGUGGCUUGAAGCAUAAAGAUGAAAUCAACUCCAAGCUGUCGAGUUGUGAUACUGAGGUGCUCCAUCAGGAUCAUAAAGAGGAAUGCAAUGAACUUAAUGAAGAUAAAGUCACUCCUGAAGUCCUUGAAAACGACAUGUCUGAAGCUGCCUUAGUUGAAGAAAUGGAAAGUGCAAUAAUGCUGCUCCCAGUUGCUGUAAUGUCAGAGUUGCUUGAUGAGCAGCUUAACCCCAAGCUGGAGAGUGAUGAAGGUGAGGAACACAGCUUUAGCUGUGAUAAAGACACAAUUGAAACUUUCUGUACUGGAUCAGUGAAGAACGAGCUGUCCCAUUUGCCCAAAGAUUGCCAUAUAGACUCUUGCCAGAAACAGGAGGUCCCAGAUAACCUUUCUGUACCUAAAUCUCCUGAAGAAUCUGCAAAUUGUCAGGAUGAGAAUGUUUUGCGAUCAGGACCUUGUCAAACUAGUGGGAAAAAGUGUAUUGAUGAAAGCAGCAGUAUGCAGUUGACUUCUAAUAUUGAAGCGGUCAAUCAGGAUCACGAGGAGUGCAAUGAAAAUAAUGAAGACCAAAUCACUCUUGGUAUCCCUGCUAUCAACAUGUCUGAAGCUGCACAGAUUGAAAGACUUGAAAGGGAAUUAGGUCUGAACCCUUCUGCAGGAACAUCGGCAUUACCAGAUGAGCAGCUUUACACUAAGCUGGAGGGCAACGAAGUUGAUGAACACAGCUGUAGCUACGAUAAAGACACUUGCAGCUUAUUUUAUACUGAAUCGGUGGGGAACAACAAAGCAUCCAACUUGCCCAAAGACACUCACGGGGAUCCUUCCAAUGAUCAUGAUCUUCCAAAUGACCUAUCUGCUCCAAGAUGUCCCAAGAAAUCUACAAUUUUUCAGAAUGACACUCUUUUGGGAUCAGUAGGAAUUUCUCAAAGCAGCAGGCGAAGGGCUGUAGACAAAAUCAGUACUAAGCUGCAAAGUUUUAAAGUUUCCAGUACAGUAAAAGGAAGCUACAUUGCUAUGAGCGCCCCUCGUACGAAGCAAGGGGACAACUUGAGUCAAUCUGCAAUUGCGUUGCUCAGGAACAAGGAGAAUACACCUGCUGUCAAAGCGGACCGUCCCGUUAAGCUGAACCCUGAUUGCUCGGCUGCGAAGGACUCAUCAAGACGAACGUUGCAGCCCAUCAGUGGAAGACCAAGGGAUCACUGAUAGAUGGUUGGUUGUAGUAUCUUGUUGGUAUUUUGCGUUUCUGUUACACCUUUGGUUGUUAUUUUUGUUGUCUUUCAAUCUUUGGUUGAAGGUCACCUGUGCAUCUGACGGAAAACGAUCCGUGUAUUUGUGUAGCGAGUAGUGGUGAAGCUGCUCUGCAUUUGUUAUCUGGAGUACUUAACUUAGUGCGUCCGUGGUAGUAGUGUUAUGAAACUGAUACAAUUGUGCAGAUGGUUAACCAGGUGUUGUGUUAUGGAACAUUUCAAAAUGUUAAUUACGUAAUUAAGUAUGUAUGAUCAUCAUUGUAUGUAAUUAUACGUAUUUAUUUAUCGAGUUGAGUUGA